AUGGACCAAAUCGUUCGUGUAGGGCGAAGUUUCGAAGGGACUUUUCGUAGUUCUCUCAAAUGGGCUGUCGAACUUUUCUCUCUCCCGGCACACGCGCUGGAGUGCGUCUCCCCUGAUGAUUCGGUCAAGGAUAAUACGGAGAGCCCAAUGGUCACGGCAAAUAAAGGUUCGAAAGAGUUCAUCACGACUUGCCUGCUUUGCUUCCCCAUGGCGAGUCAGAAUAUUGGAAACGAUCUAGAGAGCGCUCUAGAGGAGCAGAUAUUCUUGCAUUACUGCAACAUCAACUUCUCCAACGGUGCAGCCAACCUCCUCGUUGGUCCGAGCACGCUCGAGGAAUACGUUGUUGCCAUCAUCAUAUUUGUGGCAUCUAUGCUAUGUCAAGUCACGUCGAACGUCGUCGAGGCCCUCAAUGCCCUCGUGAAGGUGCAGAAAAGCAGUCUGGACGUCGGUGACGAGUGGAACAGACAAGAUACAUCAGCUGCUCUGGAAGAUAUAAACUUGACGGUACACAAGGGGGAACUCGUGGGUGUACUUGGUAGUGUGGGCAGCGGGAAGAGUAGCUUGUUGUCAGCGAUUAUCGGGGACGUGCGAAAGACAGAGGGUGAGGUGGCUUUGUUCGGCAAUGUAGCUUACGCUGCUCAGACUCCUUGGAUUCUUUCUGCGUUGGUUCGAGGUGAUAUACUUUUUUCACAUGAGUACGAUGAGGCGCUUUAUAACCUUGUUAUCGAAGCUUGUGCUUUGAAGCCCAACUUAGAUUUUCUCCUACAGGGUGAUCUGACGGAGGUCGGUGAAAAGGCCAUUACUCUGCCAUCUAUUCCCACGUUGCCCGACACGUCUUUGAUCAUGGGUCCUCAAGGCUUACUCGCAACCAAAGCGCGCGUUCUUGUCACUAACAGCAUCUCGUAUCUCAAGUAUUUCGAUCAACUUGUUUACCUGCGCCGCGGUAUGAUCUUGGAGAGUGGCUCGUACAGUGAGUUGAUGUCGAAUCCGGAUAGUGAAGUGCGCAAGCUUGUUCACGGCCAUGCCACGAGCGGUUCCAAUUCUGGAACCACCACACCCGGACGGUCCAGCGGCAUGACUACUCCCACUACAAGCGAGGGCCACAUGCAAGCCACCCUUGUUGGAGAACUCGAAUCUGUAUCAGAGAAGGUACCAUCUCGUGACGUCACUUCUCGGAAUCCUGGACUUUUCGCUAUCCGGGCUUAUGACCAACAAGCCGGUUUCAUUGCGAACAAUGCGGCGAGCAUUGUUCGCAACCAGUUGUGCUACCUUCCUAGUACUUCCAUCAACCGAUGGCUUGCAGUAAGAUUGGAGUUUGUUGGAGCAGUGAUUAUCCUCGUCACGGCUGUUUUGGCCGUCUCUGCCGUGGUGACCAGCGACGUUUAUGCUGGGUUGAUCAGUCUAGUUCUGUCAUACGCUUUGAACGCAACAGGUUCACUGAACUGGUUCGUCCGCUCCGCAAGUGAAGUAGAACAGAAUGUCGUUAGCGUCGAGCGUAUCUUCCAUUACGCGAAAGACCUUGAGCCAGAAGCUCCUUAUGAGAUCCCUGAGAAUAAGCCCACCUCUGGGUGGCCUACAGCUGGGGAAGUUGAAUUCCGGCGAGUCCAUGUCGCUCUUCUUCUUACCCUCUUCCGGAUCAUUGAGCCUGCAUCUGGAGCUAUUUUCAUUGACGACGCAGACAUUACCAAACUUGGCCUGCAUGACUUGCGGUCCGCGAUAUCCAUCGUUCCUCAAAACCCAGAUUCAUUCGAGGGCACGUUGCGAGAGAACGUUGACCCUGUUGGCGAGCACCGGGAUGUUGAUAUACGGACUGCUCUGGAGCACGCCCAUCUGAAGGCAUACGUCGAAUCACCUCCUGGGGCACUAGAUGCUCCAGUCCAGGAGGUCGGAUCGUCGCUUUCAGCAGGUCAGAGACAGCUCUUGCGUUUUGCGAGGGCGCUCUUGCGCAAGACUAAAAUGCUCGUCCUCGAUGAAGCAACAUCUGCAGUCGAUCUAGAUACCGACCGAGCGAUUCAAGAAACUAUUCGAGGUCCAAUCUUCCGCGAUGUGACCAUUCUAACCAUCGCGCAUCGCCUGAACACGAUCAUGGAGUCUGAUGGGAUUCUGGUUCUAGAUGCUGGAAGGAAGCGGCUGGAGAACAAGAGUUCUAUUUUCCGUUCUAUGGCGAUGGAGGCUGGUCUAGUUCACGUCCAGCUUGAUGAUGCAGGAGAGAACGCGCGGGUGUGGAAUAUACCUAUCAUGCACAACAUUUCUUGGGUUUGUUCAGAAAUACAACAUCAUAGCCAUGUAGACAUUGCCACGUUCUUGCUCUGA
Molecule: messenger RNA, 2313 nt
Organism: Suillus discolor
Lineage: Eukaryota; Fungi; Basidiomycota; Agaricomycetes; Boletales; Suillaceae
Product: multidrug resistance-associated protein 6
Exons: 22
Coding region: 1-2313 (770 amino acids)
Biological process (GO): transmembrane transport
Cellular component (GO): membrane
Molecular function (GO): ATP binding; ATP hydrolysis activity; ABC-type transporter activity
Source: RefSeq, a predicted model, not a curated record